Messenger RNA from Sclerotinia trifoliorum, 2547 nucleotides. Lineage: Eukaryota; Fungi; Ascomycota; Leotiomycetes; Helotiales; Sclerotiniaceae. The record is from the annotation of a GenBank genome assembly.
AGGAGUUACACAUUACAUUACAUGUACUAAAUUUAGAGGAAUCACGGAAUAACCAGAUCUAGCCAGCCCAACCCAACAAAGUUUAUCCCAAAGAGAGAAUAGGGCCAAAGUUCUAUGAACCACUCGAACGCUCGAACACUCAACUCACGGUUUCAUCUCUCUUCCACUCCCACUUCCACUUCCGGUUCCUAGGUCACAAAUAUUCCCACACACGAACAAACUUUUAACUUCAAUCUCCAAAUCUCGAAACAUCUUGAUUUGAAACAUCAUCCCACACUACCGAGAAGAACUCUGUGGCCUCAAUUAUCCAUUCUUUCGCAGAUUCAGAUCCCGCUCAUCCAUCCAUCCAAUAACUCGUUGUCGACUAUCGUUCAUUAUUUGUUGCCUCGGUCGACAGGCAUUCGAACUACAGAAUUAUCACUGAAGCUAGGGGUGAAACUAUCUCAUGACCCUCCACGUUUACCUGCGAACAUCACAAUCAAUCUUUUUGCGAAGGACGCUUCACGGUGACAAUUAGCUUAACAGAAGCUCGACGUAUAAAUUUGCGCCAAAUUUACAGCCUUGCGCUUCCCUCACUUUGAUAUUGUUACGACGUCUUUGUCGAGCGUGAGCUCAAAGGCUCAACGAACCAGAUAAAUUUGCAACAAAAUUAGGAGCGGGAACUCGACUUUGCGCCGUCAGGAUGUUGGAAGACAAGUACGUCAAUAAUGUCUGGAAGACGCUCAAUCGCGCAGAAUUGUGCCAGUGCUUUCAACAGGCAGAGACUGACUGGUGAUAAAGAUACAUAGGGCUGGCGUUAGCCGUUACCUCAACUAUGGCGAUAGGUAUGAGUCUACAAGUCAUAGGAGGGAAGACAGAUUGAGGCUAAUAUUAUGGCUUCUUCUUUGCAGGCACAAGUUUUGUCAUCACUAAAAAGGUACGAUUCGUACAUUCACGUCUAAAAUUCAGCCACGAUAAUUUACUGACAGCUUCCUUAGGGGCUAAUGGAUGCCGAAGAAAGACACGGCUUCGAGGGAGACGGGUUCACAUAUCUGAGGAGUCCGAUAUGGUGGGGUGGCAUAAUAGCAUGUAUGUGUGAAUAUGCAUACAGCGCGGGGAAAUUAGCUAAUAGGAUGUGAACAGUAAUUGUGGGAGAAAUAGCAAAUUUUGCAGCGUAUGCGUUCGCCCCAGCGAUUCUGGUCACGCCUCUCGGAGCGCUCAGUGUCUUGAUUGGAGCGGUGCUAGGGUCAUACUUUCUGGAAGAGAAACUGGGUACCUUGGGGAAAUUGGGCUGCGCAAUAUGCUUGAUAGGAUCAGUCAUUAUUGUCCUCCACGCGCCUCCGGACAAGGAGAUCAAGAGAAUAGACGAGAUUCUUCACUAUGCUAUUCAGCCGGGUAUGCCGAAACAACACUCUCUUUUACAGGAAGAUACUGAUAUUUACAGGAUUUCUUUCGUUUUGCCUCUUUGUUGCAGUUUUUGCAGUCAUUAUGAUUUACAGAGUCGCCCCAAAAUAUGGCAAGAAGAAUCCGCUCGUGUAUUUGUCGAUUUGUUCAACCGUUGGCGGUAUCUCAGUCAUGUCAGUCAAGGCAUUUGGUAUCGCGGUGAAAUUGACAUUGGGUGGUGAAAAUCAAUUCAUCUAUCCCUCUACCUACGUUUUCAUUAUUGUAACUGUAGUCUGUAUUUUGACACAGAUGAAUUACUUCAAUAAGGCGCUGAGCCAGUUCCCCACUUCCAUGUAAGUCAUGCCCAUUUUUGCGUUCGUACAUUUAAUCUGACUUCUACUAGCGUAAACCCACUUUACUACGUCUGUUUUACGACCGCAACACUUACUGCUUCGUUUAUUUUGUAUGGCGGUUUUAACACUUCUGAUGCGGUCAACACGAUUUCACUUCUAUGCGGAUUUCUCGUCAUUUUUACAGGAGUCUACCUACUGAACGUCUCGAGGACUGACCCCGAAGGAAACAAGAUAAUGUCCGGUGCAGACGGCAUUGCGACUGACCCUCUUUCUGGCAUAUCAACGAGACGAAGUAUGCAAGCGCGACGAAGCAAUGAUCCACACAGGAUGAGCAUGGGAAGCAAUGGGUAUGGUCGAGGAGACAGAGAAGGGCUGAUCCACGCGUACGACGAAGAAGAGAACGCAGGGUUUGGUCUUGCGGACCUAGGAGAAGACAGCGAUGACGAUCCACUACCGCCGCGAGCUGUGAAUGGAAAAAUCAAUGGACAUGGCAGUAAAAGGAGUAUCAGCGAGCCAUCAGAACAGAGGAGGCCGAGCAGAUCAUCCACCCGGUGACCUUUUUCAUAAUAGUAAUAAUAGCUGAUUUGAUGUGACGACACACGUUUCGAGACUACUUUGCGGAAAAGCUUAGGCUGCAUAUGCUAUUGCAAGGGUUGCAAUCCCCCAUGUGCUCUUUUCCUUUUUUUUUUUCAUUAGAAUAUCAUUUUGGUGGCAGGCUGGUCUGCUGGCUAGGGCCGUAUUUCAAAGUACGACUGCAUGAGGUUCAGGCGUUUGGGUUGCUAUCCUGUACAAAAGGAGACGGAAAGGAAAGACAUCUGUACGAUAUAUACCU